Molecule: messenger RNA, 336 nt
Organism: Macrosiphum euphorbiae (potato aphid)
Lineage: Eukaryota; Metazoa; Arthropoda; Insecta; Hemiptera; Aphididae
Source: the annotation of a GenBank genome assembly
AUGUGGGUGUGGCUUCGAGAGCAGCAGCGGCCAACCAGCGUUAUCCGUAGCCGUUCCAGCGCCUCACUUCCUUCAAUACAGGAAUAUCUGUUAUUCCUGAAUCAGCGGUGUGUAACCCUAGAGUCCAUUGAGACAAGAUCUAACUAUGGCAAGGUUGCACUGUCAAGCCCAUAUGCCACCAACACCAAACAAUUAGCACCAAAAAAGAGAUGUUACAAAACCGCCUUUGCAGCUACUGACAAAUCAGUUUCAUCAUGCACGUUAUGCAACGGCCAGCAUGCGUUGUACGCUUGCCAAGGAUUUUCGGGAAUGCCCGCCAGCGAAGAGAACACGUGA